Xyrichtys novacula (pearly razorfish) is the source of this 9591-nucleotide messenger RNA. The record is from the annotation of a GenBank genome assembly. Lineage: Eukaryota; Metazoa; Chordata; Actinopteri; Labriformes; Labridae.
GUCCCUCUCCUUUCCUCUACCCUCCCAUUCAUAAAAACUCACUUCCCUCCCCCUCGGUGGUUGCAACAUCAUAUCCAGAGCUCUGCGUCCACAACCGCAGUCGCCUUUUACGCACCAACGAGUGAAAAAUAGAGUGCAGGAGAGCCGCUCUCCUUUUCGCCUAUUUGUACUCACAUUAUCCCCCCUCACGUUUGGACUUAUUUACUCAACAUUUGUGGAGAUAUAUUCACUCGCCUGGACUGGACUACCUGCGCGCAGACGUCGUGCGCAACGAAGAGAUGAGAUUUUUAUCCUGAAACCACAGUAAGUGAAGACUUUUUGUGUUUUUAAGCGUCAAAUACUCGUGAUCUGUUGGUGUUGGGCAUUAUUUACCGAUCACUCUGUUCCUUUACUGCGUUUACUGCCUACGCUCGACUGUUCCCCUCUCUAUCUGCUGGAUCGCAGGCAUGAAAAACGCUCUUGCAAACUCUAUAUCGCAACAAGCUGUUUCCCCCCGACCAGUGUUUGCACUUUGAGUCAAUAUUUAACCACCAAUUUCGUGCCAAAGGCAAGGUUGAGGGCGCAGAGAAGGGGAAAACAGCGCCGUGUUUUAAAACUUAACUUGCUCCGAUUUAAUCCCAGACAGCAAAAACGCAUCUCGACAUCAACCCUGCCGCUGUACAAGCUUUGUAAAGACGCCACUGUCACGAUAAAUACCACUGAAACAGAUCGAUAUCUAUCUCGAUCUCCGUCCACUCUGACUACAUGCUGUCGUCCAGCUCUGUUGCGUGUCUCCUCGCUGCAGCGAUCGGCUUGGUUUGGCGCACCAUAUCGGUUGUGUCAGGUGUUUUUUGUCGUCAACUUUUACAUUUUACCCGACAAACUUCCUAUAAAUUGUCAACAUGUAUCUUUUAUUCGCCUCAGAAGCGAUGGCGUUCAAGAAUUACGCAUGAAAAUACGCAUUUAACAGCCACCGAUUAAAACACCAAGUGUUGAUUUUUCUUUAUCCAUGUCAUAAUUAAGCCGAUCAGGAGAUAUCGCGUUAAAUCGGUGGUUACAUCGUCUUCAUAAACAUGCUAUUUGAGUAUGCCGAGCGGCCGCCUCCGGUUUUUAUGACUCAGUCCAUUCACAUAUUGAAGGGAGGGACGCGCACUCACACACACACAUACACAUACACACAUGAGCGCGCACUUGCACACGAACUGUUCCGGCUUGGAUCUCAUAAUGGUCGAGAUUUGACGAUCACAAGCGCCUGGUGUCGGUGCCAGCAAUGUCGCAACAGGUUUCUCAAACAGGCUUUAGGAAAAAUUGGGGGGGGGAAGAGAAAUAAGAGCAGACGAUUGCAUUAAAAAAAUCAACCGAUCAUUACAGCAGUUGUGUUACAGACUCGGGGAUAUGGGGAAAUUCGUACAAAAUACCUAAAUUAUAAAGCAAAAUAAUCUGGAUUAGUGUGGUACUCUGCAGACGUUUUUAAGAUGUGUGAGAGGGUAAAGUCUGGCUGGCCUCCUUCAUCUGCAAUCGUCUUUUAGUUUCCUGUUUGUACUCCUCUUACAUCAAAUUCAUGAAACCUAUUCCUUUCAGGCUUGUCAUGAUCAGGGCACACUCAUUCAUGCUCUCAUUCUUGCAACACCAACUGCAACCAGCACCUUUCAUUCACAAAAAAACCUGCAGUUCAGCAAACCGGAUCCAUUCACAAAUCCCUGUCUCAUUCAGCUUAAGUGUACACUGUGAGAAAAGAAAAUAUUUCGACAUAUUUCAAGCUCUAUUUCCUUUUCCUAUACGGCUUAAUGGUGUGGCCUACACACAGAUCUAUUUCUCUCGCACUUUGUGUUCGUUUUGGCUUUGUCGAAGUCUCUCUUUUCUGUCCAGCCACUUUCUCUUCUCUUUGCUCUGCCUUGUUUUGCAUCUUUGAGUCUUUUGCAUGCAAGCCCUGCUCUCUAGUGCUCCCUGCUCUUUGGAAAGGAGGUGAAGAGAACCCAACUUCUAUUGUUCUAAUGUCAAAGUUAGAAUAGAGGAGUUUUUGAAGCGCUGUUUGUGUUCAUUCUGAAAGAUCAAGAUCGUUAGAAACUCGACAUUCGGAUUAUUCGGAUCUGACCCGGAGAAACGUUUUUGAAUGCGCAUUCGAACAUUUUAUUCCCAACAAUUUUCCAUUAAUUUUUUAAUCCUCAAGCUUUACUUAUCAAUGUCGUUCUUACAUUGGCAUAUUUUUUUACAGCUGUACUGAAAGUCUUGCUCACGUCAGGGAAGUAGUUUUACCAGUUAAGUCAUGAGAUGAAGAAAAAGGCCAAAGUCUUCAACACCUGCAGAAAACUGGGCCACAGAGUAUAAAACAAUCUGUUUUUUUACGGUUUGAUUCUUAAGGAGACUUUAUAAUUUGUGAUUGAAUAUAAGGAUGAAAACACAUGAAGGGUUGGUUUGUGUUCAUAUGUCCUUCUAUUUCGAUAAAAAUUCUCCGUACUUCCUGCAAACCAGCUUUGAUUAACAACAAUUUAAGAGACACCAUGUUCCGACAGUCAUCCUCCUCAUGUCACGCUUUUCCAUGAAUGGUUUGCCUUUUUUGUAAUAUUGUGGUACCGUUUUUAGGACCGUAAAUCCUCAACAAGAAAAGAAGCAGCCAGUCAUAACCGUCUCUCUGUGUCUGUCUGUCUUUGCAGUUUUGCUAAAUGCUGCUUUAGAGUGAAGACGUGCAAGGCAUAAGCCUACACAUGGAGUCCAGGGUUCCCCACCACAUCCCCGGAGUGUCCUCCUCCCUCAUAUCCCAGCCUCUGCUGGACAGUCGGGUGCCCUACGGUCGCCUGCAGCACCCUCUCACCAUCUACCCCAUCGAUCAGAUCAAGUCCUCACAUGUGGAGAACGACUACAUCGACAGCCCCGCCGUCGUCUCCCAGCAGCCCCCAAGCCAGAAGUCUGUGAAUCGGAGGAUCACCUGGCUGGGUCAGAAUCAGGAGGCCUUCCUUGGGGCGAACCAUAACCACCAUCACAAUCAUCAACACCAGCACCACCAACAGGGCAGGUGUGAGCCCCACCCCCACCAGGAUACCACCACCCACCCUUGGAUUUCCUUCAGUGGGAGGCCCAGCUCUAUCAGCAGCAGCAGCAGCACCUCAUCCGAUCAGAGGCUGCUGGACCACGCUGCGCCCAACCCAACAGUGGACCACCACCCAAACCUGCAAACCCACCAAGGCACCGUGAACACAAUCACCACCCGACCUCCAGGCUGCUUCCCUUCCUCUGAAUCGAAAGUCCUCACUUCCUCUUCCUCGACUUCUCUCUCCUCUAAAUCUCUGGACCUCAAGUCAGCAAAGAUGCCCGCAGGAGGUGUGUGCACCACUGGAGGCCAGCAGGGGUUGGCGCUGAUCCCUUCCUCCCCGGCCGAGAAGAAGCACCUCCUUCUCUGCGAGCACUGCGGGAAGUGUCGAUGCACAGAGUGUACGCUCCCCCGAACCCUACCCUCUUGCUGGGUCUGCAACCAGGAGUGCCUGUGCUCUGCUCAGAGCCUGGUGGAUACAGCCACCUGCAUGUGCCUGGUCAAAGGGAUCUUCUACCACUGCACAGAGGACGAGGACGACGAGGGCUCGUGCGCCGACAAGCCCUGCUCGUGCUCCCAAGCCAACUGCUGUGCACGCUGGUCCUUCAUGGCUGCCCUUUCCAUUGUCCUGCCUUGCCUGGUGUGCUACCUGCCGGCUACAGGCCUGGCCAAACUGGGACAGAAGUGUUACGACAAUGUUAGUAGACCCGGCUGCCGCUGCAAGAACUUGCAAGCUGGCGUGAGCAUCCCUGUGUGUAAAAAUGGGGGCGUGGAAGCAAAAGUUGGAACUCUAGAGAAGCAGCAGCAAGGGUCAUGAUACUGGACCAAACUGGCUAAAUAGUGGCCGUGCUCAAGAAACAGACUGGACCACACAGUACUUGCUUGCUCUCUUUGGAUUGGACAAUCCAACACCAACCCCUUAAACUACCCCAUUAAUCUGCUGGAAGAUGACUUAUGUAAAACAAAGGUACUUAAAUAGCUUCUUGACCUAUGUUUGAUAGGGUGAAUGAUCGAAUGGGGCCUGAUCUUAGAAAGUCUGCUUGUAGGAACACCCAACAGGCCCUCUGAGAUGUUUUUUUUUUGUAAGAGUGACACAAGAAGAAAAGACUAGAUUGUGGGAAUGGUGUUUUUGUUGUUUUUGCAAAGAUGGCCGAAGGCACAAAGUCGUUGUUCCUCUCUGCUGCUCUGUAUUUUUCAGCUAAUUUUGUAACGGUAACUAACCAGAAGCCUAUUGCUGAUUCUGGGAUAGCAUAAAAAGGUUAUUUGAUGGAGCUAAAUAUCUGAACAACCUCCCUCCCAAACCCCUCCAAAAGCACAGCCCAGAGUCCCUUGGUUUAAACAAAGACAAAAACAAGUGGUUACCUAUACUGUGGCUUUAUGAUAGGCUACUGCUGAGAGUGAAACUACCACUUACUCGCUCACUCUCUCCGCCAGUAUGAUCUUCUAGUGUCACCAGUUUUCCUUGUUUAGCUUACAGAUGCUAGCUCAGUAAUGCUAACUGUAAAAACGUAUAAUUUGAAAGUCUCAAAUACUCCCCGUUUGGACUCUAUUGUGCAGAAAUUGUGCUGCAAGUGACAAGAGGGAUAAUCACUUGAGAGUAUGUUGAGGUUUGAAGCCUAGAGAGUAGAUUUUGAAUGCUGUUCACCAAUCACCUCAGAGGUAAUGCAUGUCAUGACCCGCAUGCUCUCGUCUAAUGGUUACCCACCGUGCUAGAAUUUGAUGUGUCGUAGAGAAACGUGUAAAAAACAAGUACACUUAACCUUCUCAGGGACUGUUACAGUACUCCUCUCUAGAACUUGGCCUACAGUACGUUGAUUUCUAAAAACUGCCUAAAGAGCCCGGUCUUCUUCUUCCUCUUUGCACAAGACGGCAAAGAAACAUCCAGGGCGCAAAAUAAAGGCAAUAGUUAAUCAUUUUAAACAAGCAAGCUAAGUCAGAGACAAACUAGCCAGAAAAUAAUGUUUUCCGGAGGAGAAGGGGGGGAGCAAGUGCUAGAGAGAGCGACGAGCAUGGGGGGGGGGGGAGAGAAGGCAUAGCGAAGUCGUUGUCGUGUUCGUAUCUAUACAGCCUUUGUCGAAAUCGGAAACCUGCCACUUGCACAACCUUUUUAGAAAGACGCAAACCCCUUAAAAGGACGUACUAAAGCACAGUAUUAACCACCUCAGCUAUCUCACAUUGCGUCUGCGUGCACUACACAGCCCUAGCCCGCCUCGACUACACACAGUGUCUUCAUCCGAUUCUAAACAUUAUGCUGCAUUGCUGCGUCAGUCAGAUAGUGUGUCUAUUUUUGUGGCUUGCAUGACAUUCGUAGGAUGUUGCCAAAGGAAGCUAGCAUACAGCAGCUUGUUUUUUUUUUUUUUUUUUGCUGUCUGGGUGAUCACAGUUGUUAUGCACUCUCGCCAAAUGGAGUUGAUGGCAGUUGCGUUCUUGAAGACACGCUGCCCUUUAAUACAGAUGGCCUUUUUCUGUUUGGCAUACUGUCUUUGUUGCUCCAAACACACCUCCCUUUUUCAUGUUGGGCCCUUAACUUCCACUAAGAUGCCUAACUUUGCUCAUACCUGUAUUUUUCUUGUUGCACAACGCUGAUAUCACACAGGAAAAGAAAAAGAAAGAAAGAAAGAAAGAAAAACACACUGUCCUUAGUCUUGAAUGUAUGAGGCAAUAUUUUCAAAACCUAGCAAUUCAGUCUGACAGAAAGGUGCCAAAACUUUGAAUGAUUGUGCGGCUAGGCCAAGGCCUAGUACCUGUAGGCGGGGGCGACAAAAAUCACAAAUGUUUUGACAAUAUAUUUAGGAAUAGAGCUAUGCAGGUGAAAUGUUCUUUGCUGUAAAUAGUUUCACAACAUUUGUGUUCUUUAGAUGAGACUUUUAAAUGUCCUCGGAAGAUUGCAUGGUACAUUAUAACUACAAUUCAGUACAAAAUAUAUAGAAAAUAUAUUAGAUAUAUAUUUUGAGGGGAAGAUGUUUUUGAGGAAUAAGAAAAAAAGAGGGAGGGUGGCGAGAGGGAGGUUUGAGACGGGGUAACAAAAUUGACAGGUCUUUCUAUCACAAGCACUUGAUUUAGAGAAGUGUGCCCGGCAAUAAAAAAAAGAAGAGAGAGAAAAAGCUCAGCUGUUUAUGCUAUCCAUGGCUCAUUAGCAGUCGAGAGGCUAAGCUAAUUCCCCGGUUCCUCUCCGAGUCCUAAAGACUGUGGACUCAUUGAAUCCACACAGGGAACACAAUCUACCCCUAUCCGGAUCAACCCAUUUCCUGCUGUUACUGCUCAGUGUCUCAGCUCUCUCUCUCUCUUUCUCUCUCCCACUCUUGUUUUUUUUUUCUCUCCUUCCUCUCUUCCCUCCUUCCUCUCCCUGAGAAAUUGUCCAACAAACACCCCUGGCCUUGAUUGACAAACACAGCUGCUGUGCAUAAACUUGUCAUACCACAGAGACGGAGGGGGAGAAAGACAAGCCUGUCUCUCUCUCUCUCUCCUUUUUCUCACUGUUUCCCCCUCCUCUCUUCUUCUUCUGUCUUUGUUUUUCUCACAAAUUCUGUUCUGUGCCAUCUUUUUUAAACCAGCAGACCUCUUUUUCUUCAAAAAAAAAUAGUCGCUGCCUUGAUUCUUCUCUUUCACCGCAAGAGUUCUUCACUUCACAUUAGCUUUAUACUUUCCAAUGUGCUUGCUAGCAUGAUCAAGGAAUAAUCACAGACGACGAAAAACUUAAAUAUGAAAACUUUAUUUUGUUGCUACGAUGCUGUGACCUUUACAGACCCCUUAACGUGUCGCUCGUUUGCGGGCACCAUCUGAUUUUGAAAUUUUUUUUAUUUUCAAAUCCAAAACUAAAGGAAGUCUCAUACAGCUGGGUGAUGCUACUCCAUUCCUUUAUGCCUUUUGCAAUGUCGACGUUUGGGGAUUAAGAAAGAGAUCUGUGCUUUUGUUUUGUUUAAAUAUAACAAAAAGAAAAAAAAUCUCUCAUAUAAAAGGUUCCCUUUAUAGAUAUAUUUAUUUUGAAGUUCUAUUUUAUAUAGUAUUUAUUUAGAUGCCAACUUUUUGUUUGUGAAGAAAGCUUAUGUCAAAAUGGAAUGUACAUUGACAAUGGAAAUAUAUAUUGUUAAAUAUACCCGUGAGUUGUGUCUUUACUUUUUUGAGUCCUAAAACACACACGUCACACAAACAGAAGAGCUCAUUUUAUUUUAUUUACUCUGCUUUCCUUAGAUAAUUUCUGGAUGUUUUCUUGAGGUUUUAACAUAUUUUCCUCGUUACCAUGGAGAUAACAAUACAGUGAUUCCUGCAAUAAUUAGUCAAUCUUAUUCGUCUUCAUAAUUUUUGACAUGUUUUUUUAGUUUUCUGGUUCCUCCAUGAUAAUAAAUUGAUUUAUGGUGAUAAUGUAAUAAUUUUCUGGUGAUCUGGAAAUCGAAAUAAUAGGCGGCUCACUAUGAUGGGACACGAUAUGCAAUGCUGUCAUGACCCAUAUAAGGAAGAAGGAAAGUUAAGCUUACUCAAAACCUCACGAAAUACAAACUAGCAACAAUUUAUAGAUGUAUGUCCACACAGGGCUUCCAUACACAUGAACACAAACUUGUGGUGUGCUCCAGUUGCACUCGGAAGUUGGGAUUUACGAGCUCUGAUUUGGAGCUUUGAAGGCUGGAUUUCUGACUCGGAAAAGUCGGACUUUCCACACAACCCCCGAGUUAACGGCGCCAGUUGUAAAAAGCCUACAUAUCCUAUUUUUCAGACAACUGCUGAAAUUACAUUGAAAAAAAAUCUAUUUAAAUCAACAUAUAUUUGAUAAAAUGCGUGUUUGCAGUUGUUAAGAGCACUCGCCCGUUAUUAACUAAAGACCGAGAAUAACUUUUGCAGAUGUAGCCAUCUUGUCUCUGCCUCCGUUUUUGGCCAUUGUCUACUUUUUUCCGAUUUUGUAACUGAAACGCUGAUAACUCGGGUGUGACGUCAUUCCCAGCUCCGACUUCAAGGGUGAUGGGAACGCGCCAAUACCUCCUUCUCCAUAAAACCUCUUUCGAAUUAUUUAUCAUAAGCAUCUAUGAUGAACAUUUGAAUUUGGCGCCCCCUGUGGUCAAAGCAGUACCUCUUAUUUCUCAGCUGACUACCCCGCAGCAUUAGCAGCAGUUUCAAACAUUAAACUAACCAUAUGGUUUAACAAGUUUUGACACUGACUGAAUAGUUAGCUUGUGUUUCUAAUAAACUAUCAUCAAUAUUUAUUUCAGGAUGCUUCAUUGCAAACUUAAAACUCCUCACAGGAGCUUUAUGCAACAAUUUCCACAUGUGAAAACCUGAUUUCACCGAAAAGGAGACACAUGCUUAGUCGAGACCUUUUAAUAGAUGUGUAUCAAUCACAGGAUGCUGACUAUCUCACUUUAACUCUUUAGCACAUUAACAUUAAUGCAAUUUCGGGUUGUUUUUAAGUCAACUCUCGCCCCCAUAGAUCUCCCCCCACAUCCUGUGUCUGAAUAGGUGUCUCUCUUUAAAAACACUGUUAGGGCACCGAAGGCCAAAUAAAGCAGCUUGACCUCAAAACUGAAAGAAAACAUUACAUAAGUUAAAGGAAAUAAUUUGCCGACUUCAUAAGUUCAAACCCUAAGCAGUCAGACGGCUUCGCGUAAGUGUGUGUGUGCUCUGUUUGUGUAUUUAACUGACUUCCUUUUAGUUUUUAUAGGGGUGGUCUGUUAUAAUCUGGAUGUGUAACAUUCCUCUCUCUCUCCAAAGCACCUCCUUAUGAAGCUGGAGCACACAAAGUCUUCCUGUCACAAACACACUUGUCACCCCCCACCCCCCGGCCCACCUGUGCUGCUGUUACCCUGAGGCGUUCCUAACUCCCCCCCCUCCUCGUAACCCCUCUCUUCUCCCCCACAUAAGCUUGUUUCCUGGGUGUUUACACGAGAGCACCUGGGAGAGCAGGAGUGAACACAACACGGCAAGAAAGAGCGAUAACGGCAGAAAGAGAAGGAGAAAAAAAAGGAACAAGCAGAAAAGAGAGAGGAGAAGAGAGGAGCUGUUUCCUGCACCACAAAAAGAAAUGUGUUUCCGCUGUUGAAGCCCUGCAGGCUUGUGUCUGUCUGCUUCAACAGGUGAGAUCAGAGACCAACCUGCCUGUUUACCUGCCGGUCUGUCAGCACCCACCUGGGACAGCACACACACACAAACACCUGCAUUUGACUUCCUCCACACCUACAUUGUCAUCUCCACCCCACCGGGCCACAUACAUAUCAUCAACACAGGAAGCUUUCGGAUCAGGCAGGUGGAGGAGAAACCGUUUAUUAUCGGCUCUGGCAGGCUGGAUUCACGGAGGAGGAACCAGUCCCAGGUCGGACCCUGUGUAUGCAAAUAAUUAUCGGUGCUGAGGUUUGGCCCGCUGUGCUGCCUAAACGUUUGGGUUUACCGCAGGAGACAAUGCAACAAACUACAGCCAGAAAAGUGCUGCAAAUGAUAUCUGAACUUUCACAAUCACAGUAACUGACUUUGCUCAGCGGCACAGGAGCCAAUAAGUGUGACUUCUGCAGCUGCAUUCGUGCCGCGCUUCAUUUACAGCAGCAUUAUACAAUAAGAUAAGAAUAAGGUCGUCACACCCAGCGCACACAAACACGCAUCAG